AUGGAUCAAUUUCGUGCGCAAGUAUUGAUGCAAAUGAACAGAUUUCUAUUAAUUCAAAACGCCGCUGAGGACGCAUCUGAGGGAUCGUCUGAUUCAGUGUCUCGCCAUCUAUUAAUUACUAGGUUGGAAGUGUUUGAGGCCAAUUGGGUCAAAUUUCGAAUGGAACAUGAGAAAAUGUGCCUUGAGUGUCCAGAGCGAAUCGAGGAUGAGCCUUAUGUCAAACAACGAACGUAUGAGAGAUGCCAGGAGUUUUAUGUCCAAGCAAAGGCUGUACUACUCGAACAACAAGAACAGAAAGAAGCUUCUCAUUCUUCGUCACGGUGGUCUGAGAAGUCACCGCCAGAAGUCCGACACGGGAGUCGUCGAGGAAAUUUACCAAAGAUUAAGCUACCUUCUUUCUCUGGCGAUUAUAGCACGUGGAGAUCGUUCCAUGAUUUGUUUGCAUCGAUGGUAGGCGAUAAUCGUGAUAUCACUAACGUUGAGAAGAUGCAUUAUUUAAAAACGUGCUUGACAGGAGACGCCGCGCGGCUCGUAACAAAUCUUAAAGUCGAUGAAAACACCUUUUCUAUCGCAUGGAAGACUUUAAUUUCUAGAUACGAGAACAAACGAGUGUUAAUCUCUGCGCAAUUGGAUAGACUGUUUCGUUUGAAACCAAUGAAGACAAAGUCAGCGCAGGAACUAAAUACGAUAAUUGCCACAGUCACCGAAUCGUUAGGAGCUUUAGAAGCGCUGGAUUGCAGUACAAGCUCAUGGGACCCUCUAGUAAUAUAUUUGAUAGCUCGUUUACUGGAUGCGUACACACGUGAAGCAUGGGAAGUAGAGCUCGGACCCUCGACUUCGUUUCCUACUUGGAAGAAAUUUGAGGAGUUUAUAAUCGGUUACUCUAGAGCGUGGGAAAGUUUAGCUUCCGCGUCAAAUCAGCCUGGGAAGGAAAAGCGUUUUUCAUACUCUCAUAACAAGUCAGAUACUAAAUCACGCAGUUUGGUAGCUGUAGCCUCGUCCUCUAAGGACGGAUCAGAAUGUCGCGAAAUCACAUCGUCAGUCGUUGCCAGAGUACUCGUCGCUGUAGAAAAUGCGGUAGUAAACAUCACACCUCUCUGCAUAGGGAUACUAAAUCUGAAGAAAAAUCCUCAGAAGCCAAUUACUUUAUUAGCUACAUGCCAAGUUCGAAUACAAACUCGCGAUGGCGAUUUCGUAACCGCCCGGGCACUAUUAGAUCCUGGAUCGGAGUUGUCGUUCAUUUUAGAGAGUCUGGUGCAGCGGUUGAGACUUGUACGAAAAGCCGCUACGAUUCCGUUAUUAGGCAUUGGUGGGACGUGUUCAGGACGUACUAAAGGCUCAGUAGAUAUUGUGCUUCACUCUCUGUUAGACGUUAAUGAUUCUUACUCUUUACAAGCCUACAUUCUUCCGCGGCUAACUUGUGAGAUACCGUCUUUUAUCGUAAUUGAUACGUCUUGGACGCAUUUAAACGAUUUACCACUGGCAGAUAUCAACUUUGGUAAGCCGGGACCGAUUCACAUCAUCAUUGGCGCAGAUCAUUACGGCCAGAUUAUUAAGCCUGAGUUAAGGAAAGGGAGAUCAUUCUCACCUAUUGAACAAUUAACAUUGUUUGGUUGGGCCAUUUCCGGACCGGUCUCUCAUGGCAUUCGUGAAAUUCAAGGAGGGUCUUAUCAUUGUCACGUUGACCAUGAUUUACAAAAUCUGCUAACUAAUUUCUGGAAACAAGAAGAUAUUCCAAAGACAGUUGAAAAAUCUUUAAGUAGCGAUGAGGCAGACCGUGAAACGCAAUUCUGUUCCAAUUCUUUUCUCGAAAUUCGGACG
Molecule: messenger RNA, 1821 nt
Organism: Cyphomyrmex costatus
Lineage: Eukaryota; Metazoa; Arthropoda; Insecta; Hymenoptera; Formicidae
Exons: 3
Source: RefSeq, a predicted model, not a curated record